Messenger RNA from Trichobilharzia regenti, 2894 nucleotides. Lineage: Eukaryota; Metazoa; Platyhelminthes; Trematoda; Strigeidida; Schistosomatidae. The record is from the annotation of a GenBank genome assembly.
GAUAUAGUAGCUGUUUUAUGUCCACAUGGACCUUUAAGAAUGUUAGUUGAAAUGGCACAUGAACGUCAACAACCGUUAUUUCCUGCUCUCCUUUAUUCAACAACAGCUAUGUAUCUUGUGAAAAAAUGUCAAUCAAUGAGUAUAAGUGAAAAUAAUCAAUCACCUGAGGAAGAGUUGACUAACACACUUUCUAAUGAGGGUAUAGUCAAUGAAGCAUCAAAUCUAGACGGUUCUGUUAUACAACCUUGUCCAACAACUUCAGAAUCUAUAAUCUCAGGUGAUCAACAAAUGACAGUGAAUCGAAGAAACUCUACACACAGACACAAUAAUGAAAUACCUACAACUAGUAUGGAAAAUACAAAUACACAUAGAAUCAACGUGAACAACACUGGCAAUAAUAAUAAUAACAAUAAUGAGUCUUAUUCACGAGUACCAUGUGAAACUGACACACUUGUGAGGCAGCCAGUUGAUCGUUGGAGGGAGUUACAAGCGGAUCUAAUUGACCGUGAUUCAAAAGGUGUUAAACUUGGUCUUGGCGAUUUUGUAUUUUACAGUCUACUAAUUGGUCGUGCAACAUUGGACGGUGAUGCUGUCACUGUGAUCACAUGUUAUGUAGCUAUAUUAGUUGGCAUGUGUAUCACUAUCAUUGUGUUGGGGAUAACACGACAAGCCCUACCAGCCUUACCAAUAUCUAUUGCAUGCGGGAUAUUAUUUUAUUUCGUCAGUUCAGCGACAAUAUCACCAUUUCUUGAAGCGACAGCCAGUCAACGUGUAUUUUUCUAAGCUUUAUUGCUACUAAUAUUAUCAUUAUUGUUGUUAUUACCUAAUUAUUAUAUGCCAUUUCUCAACAAUGUUCUCACAUCAUGACUGUGACCAUCCAACACUCGUCAUGCGCCCAUAAACUUCAAUGCAAUGUUCAGUGUUAAUCUGUAAUAAAUCUGUUUCACAUUAUAAUAAAACUUUUUGUAUUUCCCCAAUGAAUGAAAAACAAAGCGAUAUUGUUUUCACUGACGUUUUGCUAUUUAAUGCUGCCGCUAACAGCUUUAUCAAAGUAGUACUACUAAACCAGAAUUUACAGUCUCUCAGCUUAUAUAUAACAACUUAAUCAUCGUCCAUCAGCAUGGGGUCAUUUUUGCGUUGUCAAAUUGACCAAUUGGUAAAGGUAACAAAACCAGGUGUAGAUUGUUGGAUUUGAUAAAUAAGUGUGUAAAAUUAUAAUUAUAGAAGCAGAGUGUGUUUACAUAAUGAAAUUGGUUAUCACAUUUGUGUUGAUUUUGUCAUUGCAUGGAGGAGCGGGGUGGGUGUUGCAACCAGGUUAAAUUCUGUUUUAGUCCAUCAUUCGUAUUCAGACAAUUUGGAUUCCAUUUAAUCUGGGUGUCGUAAAUUCCCAAAACCCAAACGUUAUUUGCCCUAGCACGUCCUCGAUUGUACUUCUUCUUAUAAGCACUGUUUCAUCGAUAUGAACAACGACACCCACUCCUCCAACACUUUUAUUACUUGUGUAAUACAAGGCUAAGGUCACUUGUGCGUUCGCAUCCCUUGGGACGCUAUUGUAGAACUUUGCCGCUGGUACCACUGAACUGUUGAGACGAGGCUAUUUUCCGUUUCAGCAGUUGCGGCUCUCACCGGCUGUUUUAAAACCCAGUAGUUGCAAAUAUACAAAAUCUACGUCAAGGAGAGAUGCCAACUUGCAAAAAGUUCCUACGAAAUAUUAAAAUUAUCAGCUUACCUUCUCUAAUGCUAACUCGUCUCAAACAAAUUGCACAACGAUGGACGUAUCCAUUAGUCGACCUGCUAAAGCGUUUUAAACUCAUCACACCAUCUCACACGAACAAAUCCUUUCCUUCGUAAGCAACCCCAAAUCCAGGCAAUACUGAAAAACAUUAUCCUCCUCGAACUGCAACGGUAACUUCGUCAGAGUACGCAUUUGAAACUAAUCAAGCACUAUACAACAUUGAACUCACGUUCAUGAAUCUCAUUGGACAAUUCGACGUCGUUCACUGAUUGGUAGUUAGUGAUGCUUAAAGUUUAACUUGGUCCAAAAUCAGAAGAAAUGAACACUGUAGAGCAUCUGUUCGACAAACCACGAAGAAAUCCAGUUGAACCAGAAAGGCUUGAAAAAUCAUCGGCCAUAGCUCGUCUACACGCUAUAGAAUCAGGUCAUAAAAUUGAUUUUGACAAUAUUGAAAUAAUCCAGAAAAAGCAUUUCAGAAAUCACAAAGAACGUCUAAUUUCAUCAGAAUCACUUCAUAUUAUCAAAUGGAAUCCAAAUUGUCUGAAUACGAAUGAUUGAGUAAAACAGAAUUUAACCUGGUUGCAACACCCACCCCGCUCCUCCAUGCAAUGACAAAAUCAACACAAAUGUGAUAACCAAUUUCAUUAUGUAAACACACUCUGCUUCUAUAAUUAUAAUUUUACACACUUAUUUAUCAAAUCCAACAAUCUACACCUGGUUUUGUUACCUUUACCAAUUGGUCAAUUUGACAACGCAAAAAUGACCCCAUGCUGAUGGACGAUGAUUAAGUUGUUAUAUAUAAGCUGAGAGACUGUAAAUUCUGGUUUAGUAGUACUACUUUGAUAAAGCUGUUAGCGGCAGCAUUAAAUAGCAAAACGUCAGUGAAAACAAUAUCGCUUUGUUUUUCAUUCAUUGGGGAAAUACAAAAACCCUUAUUUUAUUGAAUAUCAUGUACCUUGUGCCUAAUUUUUUCAAACUGUUUAACGUGAAGUUGGUCAUAUGUAAAUCUUUUACUGAACCGAAAUGUGAUUGCGCAUUUUAAUCAUUGAGAACGCACUUUUUGCACUGGGGAAUAGAGCAUAUUCGUCGAGGAAUAUGGAUUAUUCAUUUUCUGUCGGUUUCUUUUCACGAUAUAUAUAUAUAUAUAUAUAUAUAUAUA